CCCAAACAUAUGGGAGCCCUGCCCACCACCUACCGCUGCCUAUUUAUUUUUGCCCGCCAAAAACUACCUCCUUAACUAACUACUCACUCCACUUUUAUCCCUGUGUGUCUGAAUUCAAGUUGUGGACAAUGCAAGGGGGACAAAUGGUGGCUGAAGGCCCUCUCAGGCUCUCCUCUGUUUUAACUUCUUCUAAAUUGAGCUUUUUGCCAUCACUGACAAAAAUAGUAGGCACGCUUGGACCCAAGUCACGUUCUGUUGAGGUAAUUGAAGCAUGCCUAAAGGCCGGAAUGUCAGUUGCACGGUUUGAUUUUUCUGGGUUGGACAGUGACUAUCACCAAGAAACUAUUGAAAAUUUAAGAAUAGCUGUGAAAAGUGCAAGGAAGCUUUGUGCUGUUAUGCUAGACACUGUGGGUCCAGAACUUAAAGUUUACAACAAGACUGCUAAUCCGAUCGAGCUUAAGGCUGAUGACGUUGUGACCAUCACGCCAGAUGCUACAAAAGAACCAUCAGCAGAAGUCUUACCCAUUAGUUAUUCUGGACUUGCUGGGACAGUGAAGAAGGGUGAUACUAUUUUUCUUGGGCAGUAUCUCUUCACAGGAAGUGAAACUACAUCAGUCUGGCUUGAGGUCUUGGAGACGAAGGAUCGGGAUGUUAUUUGUCUUGUGAAAAACACUGCUACUCUUGCAGGGUUAAUAUUCACCAUGCAUGUUUCCCAGGUUCACAUCGACUUACCAACUUUAAAUGAGAAUGACAAACAGGUCAUUUCAACUUGGGGAAGACGCAACAAUGUUGAUUUUAUAUCCCUUUCUUAUACAAGGCAUGCCGAAGAUGUGCGAGAGCUUAGAGCUUUCCUUAGAACACAGAAUCUUCAUGAAACUCAAAUAUUUGCCAAAAUUGAAACCGUAGAGGGUUUAAAGCAUUUUGAUGACAUCCUUCAUGAAGCUGAUGGUAUUAUCCUUUCUCGUGGGAAUUUAGGCAUCGACCUUCCACCGGAAAAGGUUUUCUUGUUUCAGAAAUCUGCUGUACAUAGGUGCAACAUGGUAGGAAAACCUGCUAUCAUUACUCGAGUUGUCGAUAGUAUGACCGAAAAUCUAAGGCCAACACGUGCAGAAGCCACUGAUGUUGCCAAUGCUGUUCUUGAUGGUACUGAUGGUAUCCUAUUGGGCGCUGAGACUUUACGCGGCCUGUAUCCCAUUGAAGCUGUGACAACUGUGGGGAGAAUUUGCGCUGAAGCUGAAAGGGUAUAUAAUCACUCCCUUCAUUUCAAGAGAAUUGUCAAGCAUGUUGGAGAACCCAUGUCUCAUGCAGAAUCUGUCGCUUCAUCAGCGGUACGAGCUGCGAUUAAGGUCAAGGCUGCAAUUAUUGUUGUGUUCACAUCAUCAGGUGGAGCAGCAAGGCUGAUUGCAAAAUAUAAGCCACCGAUGCCUGUGUUAGCAAUUGUCGUUCCACGCCUCAAAACAAAUUCACUUAAGUGGACUUUCACCGGUUCAUCACAGGCUAGGCAGUUGCUUGGUGUUAGAGGAGUCUACCCUCUUUUGACCACUCCUGAGAUGGCUACUUCAGGCGAAUUAGGGUUGAAACUCGCCCUGGAUCACGGUAAAUCUGUAGGAUUGCUCAAGCCUAAUGAUCAAGCUGUAGUCUUCCAAAAGAUUGGUGACUCGUCGGUGGUCAAGAUUGUUCUGCUUGAAGGCUAGGUUCUCUCCACAAAUAUUUUGAACCUAUAGUUUCAGACAGUAUCACCCACGAAAAAAUUAAACAUUUGUUCCCCAAUUGCUUUAGAUAUCUCUUUUAUUGCAUAAGACAAUAAUCAUUUUCCUUCCCAUCA
This is a messenger RNA of Durio zibethinus, 1825 nucleotides long. Its product is annotated as pyruvate kinase 1, cytosolic-like. Gene Ontology annotation, biological process: glycolytic process. Gene Ontology annotation, molecular function: magnesium ion binding; potassium ion binding; pyruvate kinase activity. NCBI's taxonomy places the organism in Eukaryota, Viridiplantae, Streptophyta, Magnoliopsida, Malvales, Malvaceae. The record is from RefSeq and is a predicted model, not a curated record.